GUGGCCCGGGCUGUUCUUCUCGGUGAACGCGAGCGUGCGCGCGCUCCGCGCUGGAGUUGAGCAAAAGAGCGAGCGGCUGGGCUGCUGCCGUUGCUGCUGCGGGCACGGAGGCCCCCCGAGCGCGCGCGGUCGCCGACGGGGGUCGGUCGAGUGGCAGACUCUUCUCCGCUCGGCAGGGCCUGCACAGCUCGACUGGGGAAACAGAGCCGAGCGGGGCGGGGCAGGGGGGCUCUCUUCGUGCAGGUGCGCAUGCUCCAUGGUGGUCCGAGGGGCGGCCGGAUUCUGUGACAGACGUUGACGAGAUUGUCAACGAGAGAGCGCGAGGGUGCCGCCGCCGCCGCCACGCCCCCUUUCUUCACCCUCCCUGGGCUGUCGGCGAGGGCGGGGCAUGGACUGGAUCAUGGAUUUUCCAGGACACUUUGAACAAAUUUUCCAGCAGUUGAACUAUCAGCGGCUUCAUGGCCAGCUUUGUGACUGUGUCAUUGUGGUGGGGAACAGGCACUUCAAGGCACACCGUUCUGUCUUGGCAGCAUGCAGCACUCACUUUCGAGCUCUUUUCACUGUAGCAGAAGGCGAUCAGACCAUGAACAUGAUCCAGUUGGACAGUGAGGUCGUAACAGCUGAAGCUUUUGCUGCUCUCAUUGAUAUGAUGUACACUUCCACACUCAUGCUUGGAGAAAGCAAUGUCAUGGAUGUAUUGCUAGCCGCUUCUCACCUUCAUUUGAACUCUGUGGUUAAAGCCUGCAAACACUACCUUACAACAAGAACACUGCCAAUGUCUCCACCAAGUGAUAGAGUGCAAGAGCAGAAUGCACGCAUGCAGCGGUCCUUCAUGCUUCAGCAACUUGGAUUAAGUAUAGUGAGCUCUGCAUUAAAUUCCACCCAAAGCACUGAGGAACAGACAAAUUCUAUGAGCUCAUCCAUCAGAAGCAACAUAGAGCAACGGAGUGCUUUUCCAAUAAGACGUCUCCAUAAACGUAAACAGUCUUCCGAAGAAAGAGCUAGACAGCGUAUUAGACCUACCCUAGAUGAUUCCAUAAUGUCAGAUGUUACUCCAGAGAGUGCACAGACUGUGGUUCAUUCACGAGAUGAAUUUUUUUCUCCAGACUCCUUGAAAAUUGUGGACAAUGCUAAGCCUGAUGGUGUAACUGACAACCAAGAAGAUAAUACUAUUAUGUUUGAUCAGUCUUUUAGUACCCAAGAAGAUGCCCAAGUGCCCAGCCAGUCUGACAACAGUGGGGGAAAUAUUUCCCAAAUGUCUAUGGCGUCGCAGGCUACUCAAGUUGAAACUAGCUUUGAUCAGGAAACGGCUUCCCAAAAAAACAACUUUCAGUGUGAGAAUCCUGAAGUUGGACUAAGUGAAAAAGAACACAUGCGGGUGGUUGUGAAAUCUGAGCCUUUGAGUUCCCCAGAGCCCCAAGAUGAAGUGAGUGAUGUGACUUCCCAAGCAGAAGGGAGUGAGUCUGUUGAAGUAGAAGGGGGAGGAGUAAAUGCUGAGAAGAUUGAACUGAGCCCUGAAAGCAGCGACCGUAGUUUCUCUGAUCCACAGUCUAGUACCGAUAGGGUAGGAGACAUUCAUAUCAUGGAAGUAGCAAAUAACCUGGAACAUAAGUCCACCUUCAGUAUUUCUAAUUUUCUGAAUAAGAGCAGAGCCAGUAGUUUUGGUGCUGGCCAGAAUAAUGAGGACAACAUUCCAAAUACAACCAGUGACUGCAGAAUGGAUGGUGAUGCCUCUUAUUUAAUUAGCCCCGAAGCUGGACCUACUAAUGGUCAUUCCUCUGCUACUGUCUCUCAUGUAGAGAAUCCAUUCAAUGAGAGCACAGACUCGCAUUUCGUCAGGCCUAUGCAGGAUGUAAUGGGUCUUCCUUGUGUACAGACUUCUGGCUACCGGGGAGCAGAGCAGUUUGGGAUGGACUUCCCUAGAUCAGGCUUAGGACUGCAUUCAUUGUCAAGGGCAGUCAUGAGUUCAAGAGGUGGUGCCCACAGCUUUCCUGGGUAUCGUCGCAUAGCUCCCAAAAUGCCUGUUGUGACCUCUGUUCGGAGCUCUCAGAUUCCAGACAAUGCUCCUAAUUCUCAGCUGCUAAUGAAUGGGGCUACUUCCUCUUUUGAAAAUGGGCAUUCUUCCCAGCCUGGCCCACCACAGCUAACCAGAGCUUCUGCUGAUGUCCUUUCAAAAUGUAAGAAGGCCUUAUCUGAACAUAAUGUCCUGGUAGUAGAAGGUGCUCGCAAGUACGCCUGCAAAAUUUGCUGCAAGACUUUCCUGACCUUAACAGACUGCAAGAAGCACAUCCGUGUGCAUACAGGGGAGAAGCCGUAUGCCUGUUUAAAGUGUGGCAAGAGGUUUAGUCAGUCAAGCCAUUUGUAUAAACAUUCCAAAACCACUUGCCUACGCUGGCAGAGCAGCAAUCUACCCAGCACUUUGCUUUAACUCUUUCCCUCAGUCCCAUGAUGCCAAUAGAUUUUAAUAAUGCAUGGAACCCAAGAGGUGAACACUUAGUGUGAUUGUGCCACACACAUUAAAAAAAGGCUUUGUUCUUUUUAAUACCUGUACCAUACCUACCUCACAAGGGGUGUUGUGAGGCUUAAACAACUUUUUGAAAGCGCUUUGAAAUUCUCCACUCUGUCACAGAAGCAGUACUAAGGCUGCAAUCCAAGGCAUGCUUUGGAGUAAGCCCCACUGACUCUUGGGAUUUACUUUCAAGAAAACAUGCUUUAGAUUGUGCUACACAGAUUAUGUGUGCAUAUAUAAUCCUUGGUAUUGCUAGUUUUUUUGUGAGUAGAAGGGCUGCAGAAAACUAAUUAUGUCCUUAACACAUAAUUAACUAGCACAUUUCAAGAAUGAGAAGCUAAAGUGCAAACUUUUUAGUGAUUUUUUAAGAAAAAUGUGAAAGCAUUUAUUUGUAAAAUUAAGUUACUACAUGGAGUGUGUGAACAACAUAACUAAGAGCUCUUUAUUGUGAAAGAUUACAUAUCCUGAAUAUGAAACCACCUUUGCACCUCAAAGUGCUUUUGAAGUGUGUUAUAGAUUAACAUAGUUUUAGGGGUUCUGAAUGUAUUUUUGGGUGUUUUGCAGUAACAUACACUGUGUAAUGAAGGUGCUUACCUUGAGUCCAAUGCAAGUAACUUUUAGAUUGUCUGAUAUGUGUAUGUGUGUAUAUAUAUAUACUUUUUGAAUACAGCAAAGUCUUCUAGGUGUUUCAUAGUUUUCUUUUUGUAAAACCUUGUACUGAAAAGUGAAGUAUGUGUGCGUGUUAUGCUUGGUAGUGUUUCUAAUCAAUUUGUAUUUGAUGUGUUAAAACUCAAUUUUACGUCUUAAA
Molecule: messenger RNA, 3317 nt
Organism: Varanus komodoensis (Komodo dragon)
Lineage: Eukaryota; Metazoa; Chordata; Lepidosauria; Squamata; Varanidae
Gene: ZBTB5
Product: zinc finger and BTB domain containing 5
Exons: 2
Coding region: 389-2428 (679 amino acids)
Biological process (GO): regulation of transcription by RNA polymerase II
Cellular component (GO): nucleus
Molecular function (GO): DNA-binding transcription factor activity, RNA polymerase II-specific; RNA polymerase II cis-regulatory region sequence-specific DNA binding; protein binding
Source: RefSeq, a predicted model, not a curated record